AUGGAAAAGAUCGACACGAGCCCGAGCAUCUCGCAGCUCCGUCCGCACGCGCCGCGCGAGCUGCUCGCUGCGGCCCCCGCCGUCGCGCGGUGCUCCCCGCAGCAGAGCGUGUUCCAGAGCAUGUGGAUCGGCGCGACCGCCGGCAUGGGCGGCAUCGUGGCCGUGUACCCCGUGGACGUGGUCAAGACGCGCAUGCAGAACAGCCGUGUGGCCACGAGCGCCGUGCAGACGCUCACGAGCAUCUUCCGCACCGAAGGCGUGGCGUCGUUCUACAAGGGGCUGGGGCCGCAGCUGCUGGGGACGAUCCCCGACAAGGCCGUGUCGCUCGCCACGCGCGAGUUUGUCAAGGGCUUCUUCGCGCACCCGAACGAGUUUAAGGCGUCGCUCACGUCGGCCGCUGUCUCGGGCAUCAUGCAGUCGCUCGUGAUGAACCCCGUGGAGGUCGUGAAGGUCCGUCUGCAGCUCGACAGCUCGUUGCAGCCGCUGGGCGUGCUCCGCGACGUGGGCCUCCAGGGCCUCUACCGCGGCUACGCGGCCUGCUUGGCGCGCGACGUGCUCUUUGCCUCGACGUACUUUACGCUGUACGACUUGGCCAAGACGCAGCUCGGCGUGCAGGACGGCACGUCGCUCGGCUGGUCGAUGGUCGCGGCCUCGACCGCGGGCAUUCCCGCCGCGUUCCUCACGACGCCGCUCGACCUGCUCAAGACGCGCAUGCAGUCGCGCGACGCGACGGUGCGCGGCUUUGUCAACACGUACCGACAGGUGACGGCGCAGGGCGGACUGGGCGUGCUGUUUAACGGAUGGGGCCCGCGCGUGAGCCGCAUUGCCCCGCAGUUUGGCAUUGUGCUCGUGUCGUUUGACUGGCUCUCGCACCGCUUUAGUCCGGCAGCAGCAGCAGCCGCCGCCGCCAGCGGUGGGCCCGAGACUGCCGACGACUGA
Hyaloperonospora brassicae is the source of this 939-nucleotide messenger RNA. NCBI's taxonomy places the organism in Eukaryota, Oomycota, Peronosporomycetes, Peronosporales, Peronosporaceae. The record is from the annotation of a GenBank genome assembly.